This is a messenger RNA of Alosa alosa (allis shad), 1944 nucleotides long. It is a transcript of the gene gh1, whose product is annotated as growth hormone 1. Gene Ontology annotation, molecular function: growth hormone receptor binding; growth hormone activity. Lineage: Eukaryota; Metazoa; Chordata; Actinopteri; Clupeiformes; Clupeidae. Bases 22 to 1290 code for a protein of 422 amino acids. Gene Ontology annotation, cellular component: extracellular region. The record is from RefSeq and is a predicted model, not a curated record. Gene Ontology annotation, biological process: growth hormone receptor signaling pathway; response to nutrient levels; positive regulation of tyrosine phosphorylation of STAT protein. The transcript has 10 exons.
CCAUACCUAUCACAAGGAAAAAUGGCCAAAGUGUGUUUGCUCUUGCCGGCUCUGUUGGUGCUCAGUUCUAUGGGCCACGUGGAACCAUCAGAGAAUCAGCGCCUCUUCAGACAUGCGGCAGAUCGCAUGAAGUCCUUGCAUCUGAUGGCUGUGAACAUGAUCAGCGACUUUGAGAACAGCCUGGACUUUGAUGACCGCGUAGAGAUAGGCAGCAACUUCCUGUUGUCCAACUGCUUCUCCGACUCCAUCCAGGCCCCAACCAACAGGGAGGAGAUUCAGAAGAGUACCCUACUGAAGGUUCUACGCAUCUCCUACCAGCUACUGGUGUCGUGGGAGUACCCCAGCCAGGCUUUUAGUGGAACCUUAACCAACAGCCUGAAGCCCAACGCCAUCACAGACAGACUCACUGAUCUGAAAAUGGGUCUCCGCAUCAUUAUCAUGGAGCACUUGACUGGCCAGUCCACUGUUGAGGAGUACUUAUCGGCACCUGCAGUCUUUGACGAGUCUUACCUGAAUGAUGGUGCCCCGGGGAAGAUCUACUCUCUGAUGGCCUGCUUCAGACGGGACAUCCACCGUGUGGAGACCUUCCUUAGGGUCGCCCACUGCCGUGUGUCCCCCAAGGAGUUUUCAUACAGAGAAGAUCCUACACCCAUCCUCACCUGCAAAAUGACUAAAGGGAGCUUGUUGUUGCUGCUACUGCUGCUGAGUAUGACUGGAAAUGGCGCAGUGGCUAUCAAUAGUCAGCAUCUUUUCAACAACGCUGUCAUUCGUGUGCAAGUCCUGCACCAGUUGGCUGCGAGAAUGAUCAAUGACUUUGAGGAGAGCCUGUUCCCGGAAGACCGCAAGGCUCUGAGUAGGAUCUUCCCCCUAUCUCACUGCAUCUCGGACAACAUCCCAGCCCCCAGCGACAAGGACGAGACCCAGAGGAGCUCCGUUCUCAGGUUGCUCCGCACAUCGCUCCGGCUCAUCGAGACAUGGGAAUACCCAAGCCAGGCUUUCAGUGGGGCCUUUUUUAAUAGCCUGGGGCCCAACGCCAUCUCAGAAAAGCUCAACGACCUUAAGAUGGGUGUCAGCUUGCUCAUUGGGGCCUACCUGAAUGGUCAACCUGACAUGCAGGGCAAUGACUCUCUGCCCCUGCCCUUUGAGGACUUCUACCUGACCCUGGAUGACAAUGACCUGAGCAAGAGCUACCGCCUUAUGGCCUGUUUCCGCAAGGACAUGCACCGCGUGGAGACCUUCAUCACCAUGGCCAGGUGCCGAAGGUCCCCAGACACCAACUGCACCCUCUGAAAGCAGCCGGGUGACCAGGGACACCUUGCCAAACCACCAACCAACAGGCCCAACACCGAUGGCCACAAUCCACUGAUAGUUCUUUAUACCCUCUACAACUUUUCUUAUUUUUUAAAACUAUUAUUAUGAGGGGGGGUGGUCAUCACACUGGAGAUCUAGUUUGAAUUAAAAUUGUUAUUUUUAAAUGGUAUCCCCAGAUCAUAGUGGAAUCUGGAAUCGGAUUUAGAUCUGAUCAAGAAUAGAUGAAUAGAUGAGUUCCUACGUUAGCUGACCAUCUGACCUGUUAUUGUUCUUGUGUUCUGUAAUGUGUUGUGAAAGAACCAUGCUUAGAACCAUGCUUAGCUAAGCCUAAACACAAGCUCACAAUGGUGCUAUGCAAAAAAGUAUAUUUGCUAUGGCUUCUGAUAAACAUGAAAAAAUCAGCCAUUAUUGUCCAGUGUUAAAUAUGUGGAUUUGUCUUUUUUAACCACUCACUAUAAUACUUAUCGGAUUUGCAAACACAUUGCAAUGAGCAGUUGUUCAGAUGGUAACUUAUGGCCAUGUUAACUUAUUCAGAUUUAUUUUCAAAAGUUGACUCUUUAAUCGUAUUUAGUAGGUACUCUUAUCAAUAUCUGUGUAAGUAUGGUAUUUUCCAAUAAAGAGUUGCAGCACUAA